CCUGCAAGCAAAAAAGAAAUAGAAGACGUUAACCCACCUCGUUCAGAGCAAACACUAAAUCAGCACAAUAUGGCACAGCAUAGCAUUGUCCUUGGAAUAUUCAUGAUGACUGUUUUAGCACUGCUGCACGGAAGUUCAGCUUUCCUAUUGAAUCAGCGUCUGAAGGGAAGAUUCCAGAGAGACCGUAGAAACAUCCGUCCAAACAUCAUCCUUGUUCUUACUGAUGAUCAAGAUGUAGAACUUGGUUCAAUGCAAGUGAUGAAUAAAACAAGGCGGAUUAUGGAACAUGGAGGUGCUCAUUUCAUCAAUGCCUUCGUGACAACCCCCAUGUGCUGCCCAUCUCGCUCCUCUAUUCUGACGGGGAAGUACGUGCACAACCACAACACCUACACGAACAACGAGAACUGCUCUUCUCCAUCCUGGCAGGCUCAGCAUGAAAUACGUACGUUUGCUGUGUACCUCAACAACACGGGGUACAGAACAGCUUUCUUUGGAAAGUACCUUAAUGAAUACAAUGGUUCCUAUGUGCCUCCUGGUUGGAAGGAAUGGGUUGGAUUGCUUAAAAACUCUCGAUUUUAUAACUACACACUCUGCCGAAAUGGGGUGAAGGAGAAGCAUGGAUUUGACUACUCCAGGGAUUAUCUAACUGAUCUCAUCACCAAUGACAGUAUUACCUUCUUCAGAAUCUCAAAGAAGAUGUAUCCUCACAGGCCUGUGUUGAUGGUUAUAAGCCAUGCUGCUCCUCACGGUCCUGAAGAUUCAGCACCUCAGUAUUCGCAUCUCUUUCCUAAUGCCUCUCAACACAUCACUCCUAGUUAUAACUAUGCUCCAAACCCAGACAAGCACUGGAUAAUGAGGUAUACAGGUCCCAUGAAACCUAUACACAUGGAAUUCACUAACAUGCUGCAGAGAAAGCGCCUUCAGACCCUCAUGUCUGUGGAUGACUCCAUGGAGAUGAUUUAUAACACGCUGGUUGAAACAGGGGAGCUGGACAAUACCUAUAUAAUAUACACAGCUGACCAUGGUUACCACAUUGGGCAGUUUGGGCUAGUGAAAGGAAAGUCCAUGCCCUAUGAGUUCGAUAUCAGAGUUCCCUUCUAUGUUCGAGGUCCAAAUGUGGAGGCUGGGUCCUUGAAUCCUCACAUUGUGCUGAACAUUGAUCUUGCACCUACAAUUCUAGAUAUUGCUGGACUUGAUAUUCCCUCUGACAUGGAUGGUAAAUCCAUUCUGAAGCUUCUAGAUUCUGAGAGACCAGUGAAUAGGUUCCAUUUAAAGAAGAAGAUGAAAGUGUGGAGGGACUCGUUCCUGGUGGAGCGGGGUAAAUUGCUGCAUAAGAGAGAGAAUGAGAAGGUAGAUGCCCAAGAAGAAAACUUCCUACCCAAAUACCAGCGUGUAAAAGACCUCUGUCAGCGAGCUGAGUAUCAAACAGCCUGUGAACAGCUUGGGCAGAAAUGGCAGUGUGUGGAAGAUGCCAGCGGGAAGCUCAAGCUGCACAAGUGCAAGGGAAUGGCAAGCUUGGCAGCUGCAGGCAACAGCAAAGGCACCUCCAACCUUCUGCCCAAGUAUUACAACAGGAACAGUGAAGACUGCAAUUGUGAAGAGAACGAGUACAAGCUGAGCCACGUUGGACGGAGAAAGAAACUCUUCUCCAAGAAGAAGUACAAGCCGAGCUAUGUGCGGAAUCGCUCCAUCCGCUCCGUGUCCGUGGAGCUGGACGGAGAGGUGUACAACUUCGGGCUGGAGGACGGUUUCCAGCCGGCCGUGCCGAGGAACAUCACCAAAAGGCACAAGGUGCAGAGGGCCAUUGCUGCUAUUGCCCGUGACGAGGAGGAGCGAGACGUGGGCGAAUACAGCGGCACUGGGAGCAUCGCGGAGUACACGGCCCCCAACCUGAUAAAAGUGACGCACAGGUGCUAUAUCCUGGAGAACGAUACUGUUCAGUGUGACACAGAUCUGUACAGGUCACUGCAAGCUUGGAAGGACCAUAAACUUCAUAUUGACCACGAGAUUGAGACUUUGCAAAAUAAAAUCAAAAACCUGAGAGAGGUGAGGGGGCAUCUGAAGAAGAAGAGGCCUGAAGAAUGUGACUGCAACAAGAUCAGUUACCAUUCCAAACAUAAAAGCAAACUGAGACAUAGAGGAUCUCAUCUUCAUCCUUUCAAGAAAGCCCUCCAGGAGAAAGACAGGCUGUGGCUGCUUAGAGAACAGAGGCGGAAGAAGAAACUGCGCAAACUGCUGAAGAGGCUCAAGAACAACGACACGUGCAGCAUGCCCGGCCUCACCUGCUUCACCCACGACAACCAGCACUGGCAAACUGCCCCGCUGUGGACACUGGGCCCUUUCUGUGCCUGUACCAGUGCCAACAACAACACAUACUGGUGCCUGAGGACCAUCAACGAGACCCACAACUUCCUGUUCUGCGAAUUUGCUACGGGGUUUUUGGAGUAUUUUGAUCUCAAUACUGAUCCAUACCAGCUAAUUAACGCAGUGAAUACGCUAGAUCGAGAUGUUCUCAAUCAACUGCACGUCCAGCUCAUGGAACUGAGAAGCUGCAAAGGAUACAAACAGUGCAACCCACGAACGAGGAACAUGGAGCUGGGGCUUAAAGAUGGAAGCUAUGAGCAAUACAGGCAGUUUCAGCGUCGAAAAUGGCCAGAUGUGAAGAGACCAUCAUCUUCCAAGUCACUAGGACAACUGUGGGAAGGAUGGGAGGGCUAAUCUCCCCAGCUGCUGGAGAGAGGAUAUCAGUGAGGAUAUGAACUGGCCAGAACUUGAAUCCAUGUACAGACUAAACAAAAACACGUAUGAAUUCAGAAAGAAUUAUAAUGCUAGCCUGGAGGACUGGAUGAACUUUUGAAGCUCAAAUAGAUAGAGUGUUUGCACUGUUCAGUGAAUUAAAUAGAUGCCGUGAAAUUUUGGGAACUGCUGUCAGGAAUACAAGUCUCUGAAAUCCACUAUUAUACCUGCUUUUUGCUUUGGAUUAUACCUCACCUGCUUCACAAGGCAUUUACAAAAGAAGUCACCACUAACAAACACUAGUCCAGGAGUUGACAGAAGAGGAAAUGCAGCUGCAUCCCAAAGAGGACUGC
Messenger RNA from Tinamus guttatus (white-throated tinamou), 3089 nucleotides. It is a transcript of the gene SULF2, whose product is annotated as sulfatase 2. Gene Ontology annotation, biological process: negative regulation of fibroblast growth factor receptor signaling pathway; positive regulation of vascular endothelial growth factor production; heparan sulfate proteoglycan metabolic process. Gene Ontology annotation, cellular component: plasma membrane; Golgi apparatus; endoplasmic reticulum. Gene Ontology annotation, molecular function: glycosaminoglycan binding; calcium ion binding; N-acetylglucosamine-6-sulfatase activity. NCBI's taxonomy places the organism in Eukaryota, Metazoa, Chordata, Aves, Tinamiformes, Tinamidae. The record is from RefSeq and is a predicted model, not a curated record.